AUGCGUAACAGUUCGAUUGAAGAUGAACAAGCCGAGAUGGGGAUGGAGGAUCACGAGCCGUUGCUGUUAGACCAGCAAAGGAAACAUUCAAAGUCAGUAAAGAUAUUGUAGUAGAUCCCCUUGUUUUGCAAGAUAUAGAGUAUAUGUCACUUACCUUAUAAAUGGUCAAUAUAAGUUGCUAAUUCCAGUCGUAUUCCUGUAAUUGGCAUAAUCGGACUGAGUUGUAUAUUCUUCUUUGCCAUUUCUACUGUUUUCUUCGGCGCUUUGUACUACAAGAAUGUCAUAGCUGUAAGUAUUACACAAAAUAUGCCGUAACAGUUACUUUUGUCCAGAAAAUAGUAAAUUAGGUCAAUUUGUAUUGUUACUUCUCAUAAACGCCAAGGUUUAGGCCCAGAAGGCUUUACCGAAGUGGCCUCCGCCUUCGAACAGUCUUCUAGGUGAAUAUUCGAAAGCGGCCGUUGCUGCUGACAAUGAUUUGUGUUCGGAGAUAGGUCGAGAUGCUUUGCUCAAGGGAGGAAAUGCUGUCGAUGCAGCAAUCGCCGCUUUAUUCUGUAUCGGAGUGAUGGAUACUCAGAGUGCCGGUCUUGGGGGUGGUCAUUUUAUGACAAUUUAUAAUGCGUGAGUCUGCUUUCCUUACCUUGUUGAUGCUUUUUAUAUAUUUGUAUAAAGUUACUUUGUUACUUGAGACUUUACAGUACGACAAAGUCAUGUCACGUUGUAGAUGCACGAGAACGUGCUCCUUUAAAGGCGACUCGAGACAUGUUCAGAGAUAAGUGGGACGAAGCACAAAAAGGUAAGGAUAAAACAAAAAAGCCAAUUAAUUCAUGAUCUAGUGUCUCUGUACUGUUAGUUUUAAACUUAUCUUGACUGUUUAGGGUGGAAAGCUGUGGCCGUUCCAGGCGAACUUCACGGUCUCCGCACAGAGUAUGAAAACUUCGGAGGUAACCUCAACUGGUCAGCCUUAGUUGAACCGACCAUCCAACUCAUGAAGGAAGGUAUGUUAAGAAACAUUUGUUUUACAUCAGCCCAACACAUUACUAGAGUUCGAAAGUGCUUCAUAAGAUUGAUAUUGUUAUAGGAUACCCAACCUCUCACGCCAUGGCUAUGGGAUUGUUGCAGAACGAGAAGGACGUGCUACAAGAACCCACGAUCAGAAACCACUUCAUCAAUCCCCAAACCGGCAACAUUUACAAAGCUGGAGAACAAAUAACUACACGGUAAUUGUAAAAACAAUGAAUAUUUCAAACAAUAUUGUUUAAGAAACACUUUUUACAAAUUUUAAGUCCUAUCAUUUCAGUACGAACCUGAUCAGGACGUUGGAGACAAUCUCUCGGUCUUCGAAUCCUUUGUAUGAAUUCUACCACGGUUCAUUGGCCGAAAGCAUGGUAAAAGAGUUCCAACGAAACGGUAAGACACAUAAAGAUAAGUGAUAACAUAAUCAGGAGGCAUCAUCACUAUGGACGACUUCAAACAGUACAAGGCCAUCGUGCGAAGUGAAGAUGAAGUCAUCAAGGUCUCUCUCAACAAUGGAUUAGUUGGGUGUGGCCCGCCCCCUCCAUCCUCUGCUGCUGUCACCCUAGCCAUUCUCGGCGUCAUACAAGGCUUCAAACACAACAUAAAGACCACGGAGGGCUACACAGAACUGCUCCACCACUUCAUUGAAGCUUCCAAAUUUGCAUACGCUCAGAGAAGCGAGCUCGGGGACAUUGACUACGAGAAAGAAGCUUUGGAGUUGGCCAAGAACAUUACCCAAGAACAGUGGAGACAGUGGGCACGGUCCAAGAUCGACGAAGUCACUCACGAUGACUCCUACUACGGAGGCGAUUUUAGAAUGGCCGUCCCUGAUCACGGCACGACGCACAUCAGUGUCAUUGAUAAAGAUGGCAAUGCUGUGUCAGUUACUUCCACCAUCAAUCUAAUGUAAGUUAACAGUCGGAGUGGAAGAGUUCACGUUGAAUUACUGUGGUAUGAACAAUAUAAACAUUGUUCAGAAUGGGCGCCAAAAUCGUGUCAGAGUCAACAGGAAUCCUAUGGAACGACGAGAUGGACGACUUUUCCUUGCCAGGACAUCCAAACUACUUCAAUAUCCCUCCUAGUAGAGCCAACUACAUCAAACCUGGCAAACGUCCUCAAAGUUCGAUGAGUCCGUUGGUGAUAUUCGAUACCAAGACUGGGAACUCGGUAUGUUCUUUACCUUUGACAAAACAAACCAUAAAAAUGAGUAAAAUACUCAUUUCCAGGAGAUUUUGAGCGUCGGAGCAGCUGGAGGAUCUACUAUAAUAUCAGGAGUAGCCGGAACAACAAUGCACCUUCUGGAAACCAACCUCAACAUCAAAGAGUCAAUCGACUUCCCUCGGUUACACAACCAGCUCCGUCCCAACUACACCAAGUACGAGGACAACUUCCCCUCAGGCUACAUCAAAGAGCUACAGAAGAAGGAACACGAGUUCCAGCCAGUAAAGAGUCUUACCGUGGUAACUGGAGUCCACAAGAAGAACGGCGUUGUCUGGGCGAACAGCGACUUCAGGAAAGGACCAGAAAGCGAGCCCGCAGGGUACUAA
Molecule: messenger RNA, 2561 nt
Organism: Bursaphelenchus okinawaensis
Lineage: Eukaryota; Metazoa; Nematoda; Chromadorea; Rhabditida; Aphelenchoididae
Source: the annotation of a GenBank genome assembly